AUGGUUGAAACAGGUCACAACGUCUCGGUGGCCUUUGCGCUCAACAUCGCCGCUGGAGCUGCCACGAUCCUAGGUGGCAUGGUCGUAUUCAGCAAGCGUCUCGUAUACUUGGCCAACCCAUUAAGUUUGGCUGUCGCUCUGAGUAUUUCGUCCGGUGUGAUGAUGUUCAUCUCGCUGGUGGAGAUCUUCGGUGAAUCGGUGCACCUAUUGACCGAAGGAAUUAAGACCGAAGACAUGACUGAGGAGACGGCAACUGGUCAUGGUUGGCUCGCUGCAACGGCAUGCUUCGCAGUCGGUAUCUUGCUCAUCUACUUCAUCGAUAUCAUCGUACACAAGAUUUCGCCUGAACACGAGAUGACAGAGAUCGAAAACCUGCAAGAUGUUCGCGAAUCCAUGCGUGAUUUUGAAAGCAUCAAACAAUCUAACAAGUUUUCGACUCCGAACUUAGAGGCCGGCCCGUCGACCUGUGCUGAGCCUACUACCCAGUACUUUAAGAUGGACGAGAACGCCAAGCGUGCCUUGCAGCGCAUGGGUGUGCUCAGUGCUCUUGCUAUUGGUAUCCACAACCUGCCGGAAGGUAUCGCCACCUAUGUCGGUGCUAUCCAAAACUCCUCCGUCGGAUUCUCACUUGCUGUGGGUAUCGGUCUUCACAACAUUCCCGAAGGCAUCGCCGUCGCUGCCCCCAUCUACUUCGCCACUGGUUCUCGCUGGCGUGGCAUCAUGUGGUGCGCCAUUUCUGCGGCGGCUGAGCCGAUUGGUGGAGUCAUCGCGUGGUUGGCGAUUGGUGAUGGUAUGGACCCUGUCUCGGAAGGUAUCCUGUUCGGAAUCGUGUGCGGUAUCAUGGUGUGUAUCUGCGUCAAGGAGCUCAUUCCUACGUCAUACAAGUUUGCGAAGGACAAGACGCACAUCGUUGCCGUGGGCAUGUUUGCUGGUAUGUUCAUCAUGGUUUCGAGUCUUACGCUCUUCGGCUACGCCGGCGUGUAAAAGAACAACAAAGUGCCAGUAAAAUUGGCCUAAUAUGCAAGUCCUUGCUUGCCUAAUCGUAAUAGCCUGCGUUAACGAACCUGAAAUCUGUUGCAUCA
This is a messenger RNA of Phytophthora nicotianae INRA-310, 1082 nucleotides long. RefSeq lists its product as hypothetical. The transcript has a single exon. Gene Ontology annotation, molecular function: zinc ion transmembrane transporter activity. NCBI's taxonomy places the organism in Eukaryota, Oomycota, Peronosporomycetes, Peronosporales, Peronosporaceae. Gene Ontology annotation, cellular component: membrane. Gene Ontology annotation, biological process: zinc ion transmembrane transport. The coding region runs from base 1 to 984 and encodes 327 amino acids. The record is from RefSeq and is a predicted model, not a curated record.